UCAUACACAGGGAUGCUGAGACGGGACUGAGGCUAUCGCCAAGGUCACUUAGGUCAGAGAGAACCUGUCAAAGUCAGGCUGGGAGUUCAAGUUCGUCCACUCCCAACCUAACUCCAUCAUCAUCGUUGAUAAUUUAUUUCAGUCAUUGCCCAACUCUUCCUGAUCAUUGGGGUUUUAUUGUUUGUUUUUUUGGCAAAGACACUGGAAUGGUUUACCAUUGCCCUCUCCAGCUCCUGAUACAGAUGAGGAAACUGAGGCAAACCAAGUUAAGUGACUUGCCUAGGGUCAUACAAUUAUUGUAUGACCUGGACACUACCGCUCAAUAGAUAAGGAAACGGAGACAAUUAACACAAGUCUCUCCGAGGAUUUUAGACUUAACUGCUGAAAAGGACCUUGGAGAUAAUCAAAAGGUCAAGAAGAAAGAAGACUGAGGAAAAGGGCAUUGGUAACUUUAGAGAGAAGAGUUUUAGGAGAAGGACAAUCCCACAUUGACGUCCACAGGAUCACCAUUUCAUUUGCCCUUCUUCACUUUCGGGAACAUCUGGGACAUCGGGUUCUGAGGUCCACUAUUAGUCUUCGGAUCCCCAGCUUCUCAGUGCUCCUCCCCCAGGGCUGACAGGAGGCCAAGGGGCUUAGCGGUGCAUGGUCUGGGCAGCCAGCCCUCCAGCCCUGAGGAGGCCAUCAUGCCCAACCUACCUGGAGAUGAAGAGCAGCCAGGAGAGCCACAGCCCGCCCCGAGCCCUGCUGUCGAAGCCUCUCCAGUUGAAAAGACUGCAUGCCCAACACCUUCUAUUGUUCUGCCUGGAGAUGAGGAUGCCCUCACGCCAGAUGUAGAGAAUGAUAAAAAUCUGGUGAGCAGACCACGCAGCCCUCGUCACAGGCUUUCUAACCGACACAUGAAGGCUUCCCUUACAUCCCUGACAUCUGUGGACAACGCAGGCCAUAUCAUCCAUCUGGUGAACGACCAACUGCCAGACAUCAAAAUCUCAGAGGAAGAUAAGAAGAGGAACCUUGAGCUCCUAGAAGAAGCUAAGAAAGUGAGUGAGCGUUUCCUGACCAGGAGAGGCCGAAAGUCCAGGAGCAGCCUGCCCGAUUCCCCUUCAGCCAUUUCCCCAAACCCCAGUCCUGGGGCUUCUCCUGCAGUGUCCCGGAGCAACUCUCUCAGCAGCCCGCCCUCACCACCAGGUUCUGAAGUGUGUGCUGCCCCAAUCCCUGGGCCAGGAUCUCCACUACAGAAAGGAGAUGAACCAUCAUUCCACCUUGAUCUACCUAAUGCCACCAAGGGGCUAACAGACCGGAAGCAGAAUGACCAAAGGAAGGUGUCUCAGGGACGAUUGGCUCCUCGCUCCCCCAGUGCUGAGAAAUCCAAAGAGACAUUAUCUGAACAAAAAGAAAAUUUUGAUCCCCUUAAACACGUAGAGAACAGUUCACCCAAGGUCCUGGCUUCUGGCAGCGGUGGAGGGAAAAUGUCCCUCAACAGUCCCACAGGUGCUGGAGAAAAAGACCCAGGGAAGCAGCUUCUUAAGAAGCCCAAGGAAAGUGACCAUCUCCUAAAAGGUCAACUCCAGGGCCCAGGGACAACCCCCCAGGGACCCCAGGGAAAAGGUCCAGCCUGGGAACCACCCAACUCCAAGACUCCCUCAAAAGCUGACCUCAAACCUCCGGGAGUCCGACCCCCUCUACAGCGGGGGGUGUCCUGGGACAGUGGCCCCAUGGAACUGGGGCCAAAGGACAAGGCCAUCGCCAAACUGGCAGUGGCAGAGGAAGAGAAACGUUUUCCAGGCAAAGCUGCCAACAAGCUCCCCAAAUCAUCAGGAUUCAAGGACUUUCAGAUCCAGGUUCAACCUGUGAGAAUGCAGAAACUGACCAAGCUCCGAGAGGAACACAUCCUAAUGAGGAGUCAGAACCUGGUUGGCCUGAAACUUCCAGAUCUCAGUGAAGCUGUGGAACAAGAGAGAGGGCACCCCUCUGAGCUGUCCCCCGGCAUUGAAGAGGAAGAGUCCAAGAGUGGCUGUGACGUCAUGCCCAACAUCUCUGAUGUGUUGCUACAUAAAUUACGAGUUCAUAAGGCUCUCCCUGGCAGUGCUCCUCCACUUACCGAAAAGGAAGUCGAGAAUGUGUUUGUACAACUGUCCUUGGCCUUUCGAAAUGAUAGCUACACCCUGGAGGCGAGAAUUAACCAGGCUGAGAGGGAAAGGAACCUGACAGAAGAGAAUACUGAGAAAGAGCUGAACAACUUUAAAGCUUCUAUCACGUCCUCAGCAUCCCUCUGGCAGACCUGUGAACACCGAGAGACCUACGAGAAGUUGUUGGAAGACAUCGCUGUGCUGCAUCGCUUGGCCGCUCGCCUCUCCAGCCGGGCUGAAAUGGUUGGGGCAGUCCGCCAGGAAAAGCGGAUGUCAAAGGCUGCAGAAGUGAUGAUGCAGUAUGUAGAGAAUCUGAAGAGAACGUAUGAGAAGGACCACGCCGAGCUCAUGGAGUUUAAGAAACUAGCAAACCAGAAUUCAAGUCGAAGCUACGGCCCCUCUGAGGAUGGAGUCCCUCGAGCCACCAGGUCCAUGUCUCUCACCCUGGGAAAGAACAUGCCCCGUCGGAGAGUCAGUGUGGCUGUGGUUCCCAAAUUUAAUGCUCUGAAUAUUCCUGGCCAGUCUCCCAGUACCUCACCAAUACCAUCCCUACCAUCCCUGGCUGAAACAACAAAUGGGAAAGGAAACCCCUCCGCUUCCCUGGCUCCAUCUGCACUCUUAGAGAAUGGGAAGUCCAGUGGGGACCAAGACUGUGAGGGUCCUACCCCCAGCGCUCCACCUGCCCUCACCCAGAGUGGUUUUGAGGAGAUAAGCCAAGAGAUCAAGGCCAAAAUCGAGGAGGAGGCAUAUAACAAAGGGUAUCAAGAAGGUCUAAAGAAAACCAAAGAACUUCAGGAACUGAAAGAAGAGGAAGAAGAGAAGACAAAUGAAAGCCUCGAAGGGCCAGAAAGUGAGGAUGAGGAAAAAGAAUUAAAAAACAGCAAACUUGAAGCCUUGAUUCAUUUUUUACAAAUACUCUACCCCAAGCUGUGCCAACAUUGGAACGUGAUUUGGAUGGUGGCCGCAGCCAUUCUUGUUUUCACAGUCGUGUUGGGUCUAUACAACUCCUAUCACUCUUGCGCCGAACUGUCGGAGGGGACAUCUGGAAAAGCCACUUGUUCUGCCUCCCAACGGGACACCUGGUGGAGCUCAGGACUACAACAGGAGCAGCCCACAGAGCAAUAGAGGAUGCCCGAACACCCCACUGGUGGGUGGCCCUGCUCAAACAUGCCUAGCAUGCCACCAUUUUCCAGUUGUUAAAUGCAGUUAGGGACACAGGUGUGUUCAAGAUUUGACAUCCCUGCCACCGCAGUCUGGGAGUGAGAUGGGGUGCUUUUCACUCACUGUGACUGAUGGUGUAUGAUGUCCCAACGAAACUGUCCAGAGGAGAGGUCAAGGUGGAGAGAGAUGACAAUUUCCCCAAGGAAUUGUCUCUUUUUGAAGAUUUCUUAGCUCCAGCAACUAUGGGAGAAGGGCCAGCCUGCCUUUAUUGAAGGUCACGCAUGGAGCUGAGUCUUCUCCCUCUUUUCUAGGCUCUGAAUGGUUGUCUGGGGCACCAUCAGCCUGGUGGCCUUAAUGUCAAACCUGGAGGUAGCAGUAAGAACAUUGGACUGGGAGUCUGAAAACCUGGAUUCUCUUCCCAGUUCUGUUACUAAUUAGCUACAUGACCUUAAGCAAGUCAUUUUCCCUGAGCCUUUCAUUCUCUGUAAAGUGAGAGGGUUAGUAUAAAGGCUUUCUAAGGUCCCUUCCAGCUCUGACAUGCUAUGCUUGCUCCAGCUUUUGGUCUUGGCACCACACUGAAUCUGUACACUUACCCCCCCACCCCAGCCUGUCUCCCCAUGUUUUCUUCCUCCUAAAGUUGCUUUUCAUAAGAGUGGAAGUGGUUUGUUUUUUUCCCCAGAAAGUCAUCUAUAUUGUAUUUAUCUCAAAACUCAAAAGGAAACAGGAAAUAAAAUAUAAAAAUGCCACUGCAUACACACACACACAUACACACCCACGCACACACAAAAUGGCGAAUCUAUGCCUUUGGAGGGGGCCCCUGCUAUCUCUAUCAUGAAGGUCAUUCUCCUAUAGAUAAAUUAUCAAGUGUGCAGCAGUAACUGAUAAUCUAUUUACUGUGUGAUGUAAACCGGUUUUAUUUUUUUCAAGGUAUCAAAAACCCACUGACUUGCUAAGAAUUUUUCAUCACUGGACACCGCCCAAAGGUCACCCCCUUUAUUUGUGAUUUUUAUUGUACCUUUGAAAAUAACUUAUCCACUUCCUUUAGUAGAAAAUUCACAGGGAGGAAGGCAUCACAGCAGAUCCCUGGUUUGAGGAAAUGCAUCUUCAGCCUCAUAUACCUAACAUGCAUCAUCCUAGGGGCUCAGUUGGAGCAGUACCCCAAACUCUAGGAGAGAAUAAUCUGGAAAUUUUUUAGCAGUAGGUCUGUAAGGAUCUAAGAGACACUCUUAUUCUUCCCACCUAGGGAGGUCUCAUCACAUUGGGUUGAAGAUGGAGAUGCAACAAUUAAUGUUCCCUACCCCAGGAUUUUUGCUCCACCUUCCUUCCCUGACUCCAAUAACGUCCCUGAAGCCAGUUCUACCUUCUUUGACUUCAAUCUUGGCAACAAACCAUACAUAAGAAAAGAAAUAUCUCCUUUGGUAACCUCAUUUUUCUUCCUUUGAUGUUUCUCCAUCUCUUUUUAUGGGAGAGGGGACAGAAGACUCCAGAAGUUAGUUUUGUUUCCAAGUUAGAGAAUGGUUUGGUUUGAUAGUUCAGCUUUAACAGAACCCAGCUGUGCCAAGCCCCAUUUAUGCUACCCCACUCUACCCCUAGCUGCUUUCUGUGGGCCAUCCUGAAUAAUGGCUGAAAAACCAGCUGAAAGAUGAAGCCAAAGGUUGAUGGACCAAGGAUGUAUCAAAAGGUCAAAGAGGAUGCAGGACAGUUCAAAGGAAUAUGACCACAAGGCAAGGCCUCCAGGGUUAAAAUCAGAGUAUCCAUAUAUGUCAGGGAUACUAGGGUGAAUUUCUUCAAUAUGGGUUCCUAAUCCUGAGUCCAAGCAAGAAAAGAUAGGUCCGGGAUGCCUCAGUGUCCCCUCUUGGAGCUCAGAAGGAGGCCUUUGCCAUUGGUCCCUGGAAAGCAGGAAGCCAGAGAAAAAGAUGAAAGAUUCCUAAAUCCAGGCAACCACUACACAUGAUGGGGCCAUGUUUCAGUGAGUGAGGACACAUGAAAUAAGUAUUCCUAACCCCAUCUUUUAUCCAAAAUCAGGAGCCUCACAAAAAGAUGGAAAACCGAGAGGAAUUUACCUUGCCCAUGUUUCAGACAAAACCAGAGCCAUCACAAAAGAGAAGGGAAACAGAAAGGGAUUCACCUGGCCCAACUUUCAGACAAAGCCAGAAUCCUCACUGACAAAAGAGAAGGAUAAAAAGCAAGAUACUUCCAAAAAGGCUUGAAGGACACAAUACAGUGACAGGGGAAAGCCAUGAGCAAUGACCCCCAUUUAUAGGUUUUCUGAAACCAUUCUCUAACCUGAUGCAGUGAAAGCAGGAAAGGCCAUAUACAUAAUCAAGGAACUGGUAUAAACCCAUCUGAGGACAAGAUAAAGGUUCCUAUUAAUAAUAAUCAUAGUUGACAUUUCUAUGGCAUCUUAAGUUUGGCAACAUUCUUCUAUUCUCUUAAUUGAGCCUCAGAACAAACCCUGCAAGGUAAAGUUCUCCAGGUAAUGUUAUCUCCAUUUUCGAGGUGAGGAAAUGGUCUGGGGGAGGCUUAAUAAAAGAUUUGUAGGAAAAGAAUCUUAUGAUAUUGGCAUUCACUUUGGCCUCCCUCAAAAGGAAAUGACUUCUUCUCUCAUGUGAGAGUAUAACAGAUGAGCAUUAGUUCCUGGGUUCCUUUUGCUCUUCCUAGAUAGCCAUGAUCUUGACGCACAAAUGGGUGUCCUUCUGCUCUAAGGGAGUGAUAUAUAUAUAUAUAUAUAUAUAUAUAUAUAUAUAUAUAUAUAUAUUCACACACACACAGUGCUGUGCCUCAUGGCUGCCCAAAUGGGAAAGACUGGUUGGGGGCUCUGGUUUGGUGCACCUUGCUAUUUAAAUCCUAAGCAUCUUUAAAUCCACAUAGGUGUGCCAGCCUUUUUCUGAAUAGUGUCACAUACUUGAGUUUGAAAAUAAAAGUAGUUCCCAAAGUUC
Messenger RNA from Monodelphis domestica (gray short-tailed opossum), 6226 nucleotides. The record is from RefSeq and is a predicted model, not a curated record. NCBI's taxonomy places the organism in Eukaryota, Metazoa, Chordata, Mammalia, Didelphimorphia, Didelphidae.